This is a messenger RNA of Penicillium crustosum, 1557 nucleotides long. RefSeq names its product fungal specific transcription factor domain-containing protein. Lineage: Eukaryota; Fungi; Ascomycota; Eurotiomycetes; Eurotiales; Aspergillaceae. Gene Ontology annotation, molecular function: zinc ion binding; DNA binding. The record is from RefSeq and is a predicted model, not a curated record. Bases 1 to 1557 code for a protein of 518 amino acids. The transcript is spliced from 2 exons. Gene Ontology annotation, biological process: DNA-templated transcription.
AUGGGCCCACUUCCAUCUCCCGAGUCUACACGCGACGAAGCACAGCCCAAGCAACAGACAGGGUUCAUCGCUGCACACUCGGUCCUAGCCUUCCAUGAACCCACACAGCCUACAGUCUCCGAAGGCUCAAUAUCACAGUCGUUGCGGGUUAGAGAUGCCAUUCUUUCCGCAACAGAAGCAGAAAUCCUUCCUGUUCCUGCUCUUCGCAGAGCAUUAACAGAUGCAUUUUUUGAACAGGUUUUCCAUAAUUACGCUAUCAUAUCGCAAGAGGAUGUCUCAUCCUCUCAUUCAUCUAUUCUCUUGCAGCAAGCAGUGUGUCUAAGUGGCAGUCUUACUCGACAUGGUCCCGAAUCUAUGCACCUAGCUCACACGCUCUAUGAGAAGGUCAAGACCCUGCUAUACUUGGACUACGAAACCGAUAAUCUCACAACUCUGAAGGCGUUGUGUUUAUUAUCAUGCUGGAGUGUGAAACCUCCUGAUAAGAUUAGUUUGGAUGGGCCAUGGUACUGGACGGGGGUAGCCAUUCGACUUGCCCUUCAAAUGGGGCUUCAUCGAGAAUCUACGUACCUGGAUAACCCACAUGCCCCCUGCCUUCGAAGAAUAUUCUGGCACCUUCAUACUGCUGAUAAAUUACAAAUGGCAUGCUGGGGUCGUCCUCCCUCUUUUGGCUCCAAAUAUUACGACGUGAAACCCUUAACAAUGAACGACUUUGACGUUCAAAAUAUUCAAUCAAAGGCAUUCCUUCAAACCACAAAGCUGUGCGCGAUAAUUGGGCAAAUUGCAGACCUUCAACUCGAGAGAAGGUCUGUUUCUCAGGACGAAGUGCUCGGAUUCACACAAAAAUUACGGCGCUGGCUUCAGGAUCUGCCAGAUGACCUUCAUUUGUACGAUUUCAGCGCAAUCAAAAGACCUUUUUGCUUCGCUACCUCGGAACUAUUUAUCAAAUACUUCGGUGCUAUAGUCAUGCUCCAGCUCCUGCAAGGAGAAGUGAAUGAGCAAAGGGUAACCUCCGUGCGAUCGCUGGUCGCUGCUUCAUGUAUGGCUCGACUCUACGAAGAAAUAAACAUCAGGGAAAGAUCGAAAUCUCUGCUCCCAAUACACGGCUUCUUUUGCAUGUUAGCAUCUAUUCCACAGAUCUACUACCGGCCACGAUGCGCGGAGAAAGAGAGAGUGCGGCAAGAAGAAAUUGGAAUACUCUGCUCCAUUAUGGAAAGCAUAAGAGGCAAAUAUGGAGGAUCGGAGAUGGUUCUUCACAAGAUCCGAGGGAUGGAGAAUCAAGUGCAUUCCUCGAUGGAGCAAAUGGAAACGGAUACCAAUGGCGUGUCGGAUAGCUUCAUAACCCAGCAUGGAAGCGAGUCCUUGGAAAAUCUUUUCCCAUUUCCCCUUGAGAUUUGCAGCCAAAUGGAACUCAUCCACCAAAGUGUGUAUUCAGAAACCGAAUCUUCUAUGCAAAACUUCUUGCCAAUGGAGAAUGAAUGGGCGAAUUGGCUGGUGACGGAGGGCCAUGGAUUCGUGGAUUUACUGGGGUUAUUGCAAAAUGUUCCAGAUACUAUUUAG